Parnassius apollo (apollo) is the source of this 861-nucleotide messenger RNA. Lineage: Eukaryota; Metazoa; Arthropoda; Insecta; Lepidoptera; Papilionidae. The record is from the annotation of a GenBank genome assembly.
AUGGAACUUUUUAUUCCAUUAUCUGUGGUACCUAUCGGAGGCAGAAACCAGCCAUGGUUUAGUCACUCCUGCAAAAUUCCAUUACGUUAUAACAAGAGUGCUAUCAGGCCUGGGCUCGCGCAUCGAUCUCUAGGGAUGCAAAUACCAGCACUCUUAAAAAGAAGUAUAAUUCUGCCUCCAGGUCCUUCAAGUGUUAUUGUCAAGGCAAAGUUAGAGCAAAUCAGCAGAAUUGGCGAGAAACUAAUUCGUUUUCCUUCGGGAACACGUGCAUUCUGGUCUCUCGCCAAGCCUGUCCAAGGGAACUUCCGUCAGCCAUCUCUCCCAUCUCUGCACGGGGAGGAUGACUCACUGGCCCAUGCCGCAAAGGAAAAAGCCGAUGUGCUGGGCUCUCUUUUUGCGUCCAACUCGACUAUUGAUGACGGGGGAAGCACACCACCAAUCAUACCGCGGUGUGAGUACUUCAUGCAGGAUGUGUUGUUUACCCAACGCUCGGUGCGCAGAGCACUCCUCUCCCUGGACAAGUUGAGUGGACCUGAUGGCGUCCCUCACAUUCUGCUGAAGACGUGUGCUCCGGAGCUAACACCGGUUUUAACGCGUCUUUUCCGGUACUCCAACUCCCUAGGCGUAGUCCAGAAAUCAUGGAAGACCGAAAGCUGUCUUCAGCUUCUGAGCACCCGAUCCCUAAAAAUGGUAACCACUCUGCUCCGUCCAAAUAUGGGCCUAUCGCCAUCACCUCCUUGUUAUCGAAAACAAUGGAAUCCAUUAUUAAUAGCCAGCUCAUGCGGUACCUUGAGGAUCACCAGCUUAUUAGUGACCGCCAGUACGGUUUCUUUCGCAGUCGCUUGGCUGGUGAUCUUCUGA